Penicillium hordei is the source of this 1464-nucleotide messenger RNA. RefSeq lists its product as uncharacterized. The coding region runs from base 1 to 1464 and encodes 487 amino acids. Gene Ontology annotation, molecular function: glycosyltransferase activity. The record is from RefSeq and is a predicted model, not a curated record. Gene Ontology annotation, cellular component: membrane. The transcript has 2 exons. Lineage: Eukaryota; Fungi; Ascomycota; Eurotiomycetes; Eurotiales; Aspergillaceae.
AUGGACACAGGCACAUCUACCUAUGCGACCGCGCGGCCAUUUUUCAGAGCUCAAGGUAACGCAAAGCUCAAAUUACUUGCUUUGUUCUUAGCCGUCUCGACCGUCCUCCUCCUCACACUAUAUUACGGGGGCCUAUCAGAGGACAUCUCACCUAGCACGAAAGACAAGCUUGCGAACGAGAAAGACUACUGGACAUGGGAAACGAGCACUCGAUUCCGGAAACCCAAGCAUGGGAACGACAGCGAUUACACUGGGAGUUCGCAAAAUGCAACCUGUGACGCUUUCCCAUCAGACAUGCUAUCGCGCAUUCAGAUUAUCCUAAAAACCAGCGCAACCGAAGACCCGAAACGAGUCGACACACACAUGGCCUCUGUGACCCGCUGCAUCUCCAACUUAUUAGUUAUAUCAGACAAAGAGACCGAGCUCCAUGGCUAUCGUGUGCACGACAUUCUAGCCGAUCUGCCCCCCUCGGCCUGGGAUCAGACUCCGGAGUUCGAAGCGUACGAAGCACUACAACGCGGUGAGAGCAAUAUCGACGGCGCAGAAGGGUGGAAACUCGAUCGAUUCAAGUUCCUUCCCAUGGUGGAACGUGCUAAGAAAGUGAACCCCGGCGCGGAGUGGUACGUCUUUCUGGAGACGGAUACUUAUUUCGUGUGGGAUAACCUGUUCCGAAUGCUGGAACGGUUCGACCCAUCGUUCCCUCUGUAUAUGGGAUCGCCUGCGCCAGGCCGCGAUAUCGGUGAUGGAAAAGUCACCUGGUUUGCAUACGGUGGCUCGGGCUUUGUGCUAUCCCGAGCUGCGGUUGAUACAUUGGUGGCGCGGGAGGUUGGUGAAUAUGGGCAGUUUAGUGGACAAUCACUCAGCGACCAGUAUAUGCAGGCUGUGAAAGAUGACUGCUGCGGUGACUCUGUACUCGGGUUUGCGCUGUAUGAAAAGGGGAUUGAGUUGUUUGGGAUGUGGCCGAUGUUCAAUGCGCACCCGCUGGACUCGAUUCCCUUUGGUGAUGAUCAUCACUGGUGCCAGCCUGCGAUUAGUAUGCAUAAAUCACAAUUGGGUGAUAUGACCGGCCUGGCGGACUGGGAGGAUAGGCGGGAUAGAACGAAGCCCUUACUUUACGCAGACUUGGUUGACUACUCUCGUCUAGGACAGUUGUCAGAGCGAAAAGGAUGGGAUAAUGGAGCCUGGGGUGGAAUAAUCGAGCAACCUGAUACUCUACCCCAACAUGAAUCAUUAGAAGCCUGUCGUCAGGCAUGCCAUGACAGGGAUUGGUGUAUGUCUUACACUUAUGACACCGCUGGAGCCUGUGUGUUUGUGCGGAGCUUGCGACUUGGAGCAAAGAGCAAGCUGGAAAUUGCCGAGCGAUUCACGGCUGGAUGGGACAACGACAAGAUCCAAAAUUGGCGGGCGAACAACACGUGUGAAAAGCCCAUGUGGAUGAAGCCGAGUUUGACAAGAAUUUUCUAG